CCAACGAUCUCCAUCAUGGCGGUCGCCUUGCGCUUCCCCACGUGUAUCAUUUGUUUUUAAUGUUAUUUUAAGCUUGUCUGGAUCAAGUUUAAAUUAAAUAUUUCGUCUUUCGAAGGCGAAAACGAUCGCUUUUAUUCUUCUAGGAAUUUUUAGCUGUUUCCUAACCGUCGUGACUUUAAAUUAGUCUGAUCCCUCCAGAAGUACAAGCAGUUAACCUGGUGUUUUGAACUCUUUCUCUAUCGUCUACAUUUUAAAAAUAUAUGUGAAAACCAUAUUUUUACCCUGUCAAAAUGAAACGAAAAUCUGUUGGUUCAGUUAUUACGCCCUCUAAAGUCAAAAAGGAAGACAAAGAAAUUAAAACACCAAAAGUGAAAGUGAAAGUUGAAGUUGAAGUGGCAACACCUGAAAAUUCUGUUAAAGCAGCAUCUGUAACUAAAACUUCAACAAAAAAGAAGAAUGGCCUGUCACCCAAACCCACUCCAACAAAACUUGUAAAAACUCCCUUGAAAGCUCCAAAGAGCAAUGGAAAAGUGAAACUUUCCCAGUCAGAAAAUGAACUGCCAAAGGGGCAAAAAAAGAAACACUUGAUUGUUGAAAAAAAAUCUGACAAAGAUUUGUUCUCUCUCAAUGGGAUGUCUGAAGAUUUAGAUGUUGUAGAAAAUAUCGAUGAGGAAGAAUUCCUAGAAUCAAGUUCUGAGGAUGAGUCAGAAAAAAGUGGCAAGAGUGAUGAUUCUCUUGCUGGAGAAGAAGAAGAAGAGGAAGAUGAUGAUGAAAAUAGUGAAACUGACGAAGAUUCUGAAUCAGACGAAUUAGUAGAUGAAAAACUAAUAGCUGAUGACAGCUCAGAUGAAGAAGCCGAGACAGAUACUAAAAAGAAAGAUUUUGGGUUCUCUUCUCUCCUAAUUUCAUCCUCAGAAUAUAUCAAGAAGAAAAAAUUUGAGAAAUAUAUCUCUAAGCAAGGUAUCAACAUUACAAGGUGCAUAAAUGUGUAUUCAAAUAAAUUUUUAGUCUGCUGUGAAACACGUGAACAAGCAAAAUCUCUAAUGGCCCCCGGGGUUAAACUGCAGAUCAAAGAAAUGCCAUUAACAGUUUCUAGGCUUCCAUUCUAUGUGGUUCUAGAGAAUCUUCCCAACUAUAUUUCAGCUGAUGAUGUGAAAAAAGCUGUAGCCAGUUGUAUUGAGCAGAACACAAUAAAAAACAUUAUUUUCCUGCAUAUAAACAAGUGUAUUGUUGAAUUUACAACCGAGCAAGCGUUUGAAAAGUUUACAAAAAAGGUGACUAAGCUGAACGUUAGUGGAAAAAUGGUGCGGUUAACUUCUUGGUUGGACAAACUGAUCUAUGAAUAUUCUGCUCGUUGCAUCAAAGUGACUCACCUGCCACCUAAAGCGACUGUUGAAAUUUUGUUCCGGAAGCUGUUGGAGUAUGGAAUUAAAAGUAAAGAAAUUUAUCAAAUUAAAUUCUUCACUCGAUCGGUUUGCUCAGUAUUUUUUGAAAGUGAGGAGACAGAGCAGAAGUUACUAGCGUUGGAUGGUAAAAUGCAGUUUGAGCGAGGACCUGUUUUCAUGAACUUGAGCACCCCUAAAGUUGUUUUACUAGGCCUUCCUCAGAAAGUUUCUGAAAAAUCAGUCAAGGCAUCGCUCAAAAGUCACAAAAUUGAUCCGUCUAAAAUUCAUUCAGUCAAAAUUGAGUGCAAUACUGCCAUGGUCGAGUUGAAAACAAAAGAAGAAGAGCAGAAAGUUUUAGAAUUGGAUAAUGCACUUGAAAUAGGAGGCGUAGCUAUCAAAAUACUUCCAUUGGCCGUUUCAAGGAAAAAUUAUAUCACAUUAGGUCUAUUUAAGCUAAACCCCAGUGUGACUAAAGCUGAUGUGUUAAAAGCCCUAGCAGACGAGGGUCAUAAUUUCGAUGAGGAUGAACUUAAUUUCGAGUUCAGUGAAAAAAAUAGCGUUGUAUUAUUCCAGAAUGGCAGUGAAGAACUCCACAAGAAACUUUCUGAGCUGACGAAACUCAAGAUAGGCGGAUCCUCCAUCAAAGUGACAUUCUGCAAAUUUGGCUCCAGGCACCCCAAUGACUGCGGUCAAAAGCGCAAGCGAGUCCAGAAGAAGAAAAAGAAGAAGAAAUCCAACAAAAAUAAGAAACAGAAGACUGAUGCUGCUGAGAGCGGUUGAGAUCGUGUAUAGAAUCAAUGAUUGUUCCACUAAUUUGUAAUUUUGACUAUUAAACAUUUUUAUGCCAAGAA
Messenger RNA from Bemisia tabaci, 2236 nucleotides. RefSeq lists its product as uncharacterized. Gene Ontology annotation, molecular function: nucleic acid binding. The record is from RefSeq and is a predicted model, not a curated record. NCBI's taxonomy places the organism in Eukaryota, Metazoa, Arthropoda, Insecta, Hemiptera, Aleyrodidae.